This is a messenger RNA of Perca fluviatilis (European perch), 3836 nucleotides long. RefSeq names its product ADP-ribosylation factor GTPase activating protein 3 (gene arfgap3). Bases 107 to 1702 code for a protein of 531 amino acids. Gene Ontology annotation, molecular function: GTPase activator activity. The record is from RefSeq and is a predicted model, not a curated record. Gene Ontology annotation, biological process: COPI coating of Golgi vesicle. The transcript is spliced from 16 exons. Lineage: Eukaryota; Metazoa; Chordata; Actinopteri; Perciformes; Percidae.
UCAUGAUGUUCUCCUAUUGACGUGUCGUAUUCGGAAAAACACACACAGGGCUGUUUUUCAUGCUACUUCGCUGUGUAACCACCAGUUAUUACCAACAGAUAGAACAAUGUCAGAGCCCAGCAAGCAGGACAUUUCCACUAUUUUUAAGCGACUUCGCGCCAUCCCUACGAAUAAGAUUUGCUUUGACUGCUCAGCUAAAAACCCCAGUUGGGCCAGCAUCACCUACGGUGUAUUCCUGUGUAUAGAUUGCUCUGGGACACACAGGUCUCUUGGGGUGCAUCUGACCUUUAUCAGGUCCACUGAGCUGGAUUUCAAUUGGUCUUGGUUUCAGCUAAGAUGUAUGCAAGUGGGAGGCAAUGCCAGUGCGAUGUCAUUUUUCAGUCAACAUGGGUGCACGACCAGUGCUGCCAAUACCAAGUACAACAGCCGAGCUGCUCAGCUGUACAGGGAGAAGAUAAAGACUUCAGCCACGCAAGCCACCAGAUCCCAUGGCACUGAGUUGUGGCUUGACAGUCAGGCUCCUCUCUCCCCAACAUCACCGGACGACAAGCAAGUGGAUUUCUUCAGUCUUCAUAUACAGGCUCUUCCUGAAAAUGUGAACACGGCCAACACGGUUCAAAUGUGUCUCAGCUCCUCCGCAUCAGAGAAGCCUUUAACCAGGGGAAAAGAGGAAGACGGUAAUCUAGAUGAGGGUCCUAGUGUGGAGAUGCUGACUGUUUCUACAGAAUCAAAUCUAGAGCAUUCCUCUCUCCUUAAGAAGAAGCCAACUGCCGCCAAGAAAACCUUGGCCUCUAAGAAAGGCGGUCUGGGCGCUCAGAAGGUUAGCAGUAAGAGUUUCUCAGAUCUGGAGAAGAAGGCUCAAGCUGCCGACAAGCUCAGAGAGAAAGAAGAGAACACUGGUGCUUCCAAGAAGAGCAACCAACCUGAGGAAUCCAUCUCUCCAUCCCUACGACUGACCUGUAAAGAUUUUGAGCAGCAGAGGAAAAUGGAGGAGAAGAAGUUGAAGGGAUUAAAGGGGAAUAAGAAAGAGCAAGCUGAGAGACUGGGCAUGGGUCUGGGCAUGAGGAGUGGAGUGUCUCACUCUGUCACAUCGGACAUGCACAUGAUCCAGCAGGAGAGUCCACUGGGGACCAAGACCACCAAGGCGCGACGGUUCACCGAGGACAACGAUGAUGAAGGGUCCUUCAGCUCUAGGAUUUUGUCCCGGUUUGAGGAUCAAACAGAAACGUCAGAUAGUUUCUCCUCGCUGUGGGAUGAUAGAGGUGAAGGAGGCUGGCUCAAGGAGAGCAAGAAACCAGAGCCGGACUUCUACUUGACCUCCACUAUAUCAUCACUGAAUGACAGGCCCACAGCCAGAAGAAAACCAGAAGCAGUGCCAGUAUCGGACACAGGAGAAGCUCAGAAAAAGUUUGGAGGCGACGUGAAAGCCAUCUCUUCUGACAUGUACUUUGGAAAACAAGAUAACUCUGAGUAUGAGGCCAAAACACGACUGGAAAGGUAUUCUGGGAGUGCCUCUAUAAGUUCAGCAGACCUCUUUGAUGAUCCAAAGAAACAGACUGUGAGUUCCUACCGUCUGACCAACGUGCUGCCCAGUGCUCCUGACAUGUCACAGCUCAAACUGGGAGUGCGCUCCGUGGCAGGAAAACUCUCCGUCAUGGCCAGCGGCGUAGUUAGCUCAAUUCAGGACCACUACAGCUCCUGAGUCAUGGUGUGUGGCUUCUGUUAGAUUCAGCGCCCUCAUAGUUGGCCCAAUGAGUGGUGGUCACUCAUCCUUGGAGCAAAAGAGUUUAUUUUAGUUUAUUUAGUUAUUGCUUAUUUUACUUUGGGGUCUUGGGGUUUAAAUAUAUAUAUAAAAAAAAAAAAGUAUAUGUAGCAGAUGGUUUGUGGUGUUUUGAAGGAUGGAUUUGCGUUCUGAUUUCUUUAGUUGAUGAUGUGUAAAAAAAAAAAAAAAAACCUAAGGAGUAGAGAGUACUCAGUUGUAAGUUUUUAAUUGGUUAACCUACUCUCACUCAUCAUGUGCACUCUGUAUUGUGCUUUUUUUGCACAUUCCCACAGGUUUGAAAGUGUCCUUUCCGUCCCCAAAGUGCACUUAUUUUUGCUCUUUCAAAGACGGGACCAAAACCUGAUAACGAGGCCUUGGGGGACCAGAUAUAUAUUUUUUAAUCACACAUACUAUCAGUUAUGUAGCCUCAUUAACACAUUAGCUACAUUAUCUUGUGAAUAGUUAUGUUUUUCUUUGUUUUUGCAGGCCAUGCAUCUGUUAUUAUAAAAGGACAAGAUGGCAUGAAAUCUAUGCAGCUAUUAAAAAUUGAGUUUGAAGGAUAUGCUCAUUCACUUUCUUGCCAGGAAUACGGUGAGAAGAUUGAUACCACUCUUAUCUGUCGGUUUAAUACGAAGCUGUAGCCAGGAGCCGGUUUAGCAUAGCUUAGCAUAACGACUGGAAACAGGAGCUAGCCUGGCUCUGUCUGUAGGCAACAGUCUGCUUACCAACCAGCGUGAUAAAACGUUUGUAACCUUUGGAUAGAGCCAGUUAGCUGCUUCCAGUCUUUAUGCUAAGCUUACUGGUUAGUCCUUUAGCAAUCUAGCUGAUAGCGUUAGAAUAACCCUGCUUGAUGUAGGUCAAUUGCACUGUGUUUUUUUUUUUUUUUUUUUCUCAUUUCUGUUGCUUGGAAUCAGACACUUUAAGAUGUUGUAAUUGAUAAUAUGGUCAACAUUGUAAGCAGUAGAUUAUUAUUUUGAGGGGUUCCUUUUGAUGAUGUUUUGUAUUUAAUUUGUAGCUGUUUUUGUACGUCCGCUGUGACAUUCUACAUUGCCCCCUUUGGUAUAACAUUUAAUAGCCCACACUUGGAAGGCUAGAAUUAUCUGAUGCGGACCUCUUUGUAGCUUUCAGGCCCCAUUGUACAGCAACACAUGUCCACUUAAAAUAUGACUGAAAGCAAUCCCUUUUUAAAGGCCUCAUUUUGUUGUUGCUGUAACAUACUGCAAAAGUCAUAAUAAAUAAAUCGCACUACAAUGUGGUGCUAUAAUGUGAUUUUGGAUUUGGCAUUUAAAAGCAAUAGAAAAACAGGCUCUGAGGUGGAAUAACCACGGCUUGUGCUUUAGCAUUAAGGUCAAAUUUGCCAUGAUGCUUAAAAUCUAAUUGUGCAGAGUUAACAGACUGGAGUUUUUUAAGCCCUGGUUUGGGAACUGGAUGAUUAUAUUACUGAGCAAUUUCUGUACUGUAAAUGCUUCUCAGGAGUUUGAGUUGUUAAAUAAGAAACACUAAAAGUGAAAGUUGUAGAUCCUUCAAUGACCAAAUAUUUGUUUACUCCAUCACUCUAUGCCUUAGUCCAAAGAUCUCUGAUUAACGCGCCCUCAUAUUGCAAUAUUGUGCUGGCUAUCUUUUUGCACAUUAUUUUGUUAGAAAUUGCAUGUGGCAGCUUUUGCUUGAAUGUACUGUAUUGCAAUUCAACAUUUGCCUCUAAGGUGACGUUGCGUCCAUGUUAGACUUUAAUUUAGUUGAUCUUUGUUUGUCUUCUGCUGUUAAAUAUUGUUAAAGGUUACCUAAAAGAAUAGUAGCUUGUGUAAUUAGCAUGGCCCUUGUAGUUAAUAGGACAUGCUGAAAAAUCCUGAAUACAAGAUAGCAUACUGCCGUUGGGAGCCAUUAAAUAAUAAUGGAAUAACAGAAUUGAUCAAUAAAAGCUAUAUUAUAGUACUGCUACAUACAAUGUUGUAUAGGGCUUUGAAUUACCAGUUAUAGAAAGCUACUGAUAAUCAAGUUUUGACAUAUUUUGACACUCAAAAUGGAAGUAAGAUUUUUGGAAACACGCCAAAUAAAUGGCUUGUGCCGAACUCUU